Cuscuta europaea is the source of this 1659-nucleotide messenger RNA. The record is from the annotation of a GenBank genome assembly. NCBI's taxonomy places the organism in Eukaryota, Viridiplantae, Streptophyta, Magnoliopsida, Solanales, Convolvulaceae.
UAAUAAACGCAUUUAAUUAAUUAACCAUAUUAAAUUCCCGAGCUUAACCACUAACUGUCCCAUGCUUUGAUGAGCACAUACACACUUAUACCAUUACGUAGUGCUGUUGAAAAUCAAACUCGCUUAUAAGUUUUCUUCUCUAUAAUUUCCAUAUAAACCCAUCAUUAGUAUAAUUGUAUAAUCAAAACACGCUUUCUUCUUCUUAUGGGUUUUCCAUCUUUCUUAACUAAUCACCACAAUUAAAUUAUACGUAGUAGGUAGUACUAUAUAUAAAUGCAUGGGCGCUACCGCUAAGUGUGGCAAUAAAAAUAUUUUGUUGCGUAGAAGCUUAGAGGAGGAGGAGGAGACGAUGAUGAUGAUGAUUCUUGGUUUCUUGAUUGUCGCGGGACUUCAGGUGGCGGAAGGCGGAGAUGGCGGGGGUGGUGGCGGAAGAGCGUUUUUCGUGUUCGGGGAUUCGUUGGUGGACAAUGGAAACAACAACUUCCUCGCCACCACCGCCCGCGCGGAUUCUCCGCCUUACGGCAUAGACUAUCCCACUCACCGCCCCACCGGCCGCUUCUCCAAUGGCCUUAACAUCCCCGACAUCAUCAGUGAGAAGUUGGGCUCGGAGCAUCUAAUGCCAUAUCUGAGCCCGGCGUUGACCGGGAAAAAGCUUCUGAUAGGUGCCAACUUUGCUUCGGCCGGGGUGGGAAUACUUAAUGAUACCGGAAUCCAAUUCGUAAAUAUAAUUCGGAUCCCAAAGCAACUGGCCUAUUUUGAACAGUACCAGCAAAGAGUGACAGAAAUGGAAGGAGCAAACAAGACGAAGAAACUGGUGAAUGAAGCACUAGUUCUAAUCUCUCUGGGCGGAAAUGAUUUCGUGAACAACUAUUAUUUGGUGCCCUUUUCUUAUAGGUCUCGCCAAUAUCCCCUCCCUCAAUAUGUCACUCUCCUCGUCUCCGAAUACAAAAAGAUACUCAAGAGGCUGUAUGAUUUGGGAGCUCGUCGGGUAUUAGUGACCGGGUCUGGGCCGUUGGGGUGUGUGCCGGCGGAGCUAGCACAGCACAGUCGUAGAGGCGAAUGCGCGGUGGAGCUGCAGCACGCCGCCGCUUUGUACAACCCUCAACUCGUUCAGAUGAUUAAAGAACUUAAUAGUGAAGUCAAAGCAGACGUGUUUGUUGGGGUCAACACCAAUCUAAUGCACAUGGAUUUCAUUAGUAGCCCUGAAUCUUUUGGAUUUAAGACAUCAAAGGUGGCAUGUUGUGGACAAGGAAGAUUCAAUGGACUGGGCUUGUGCACGCCACUGUCAAACUUAUGCCCAAAUAGAGAUGAAUAUGCAUUUUGGGAUGCAUUCCACCCAUCAGAAAGGGCUAACCGAAUGAUAGUUGAUCAGAUCAUGAAUGGAACCACCGACUAUAUGCAUCCAAUGAACCUCAGCACUAUCAUAGACUUGGACUUCAAGGCUAGCCUCAUUAGUUAAUAAUUGAUAAUUAGUCAUCCUGUUCAAUUUGUGUUAUUUAUAACUUAUCUGAGCCAAUGAACAAGUAGAGGUGUAUUUUGUUUUCAUAUGACAUUAAUUUUAAGAAAAGAGCAAUGGUAUACUAGUAUGAUUUAAAUUGUAUCUCCAUUAACAUCUCUUAUUAUUUAUGAAAUAUGAUAUAUUUUAUUUUGUUGGUCUCC